UUUCCUAAUUUCCUUAUUGUUGCUUGCUUAGCACUUCGCUCAAGAAUAAUGAAAACCGGCGUAUGGUUGUAGGUUAAAUACACAUUUUAAGAGAGACAUUUUGCCCGGUACCAAUUAAGGCUUCCUACUUCCUAACGCAAGGUUAGGAAGAAACCUGUUGAACAAGAAAGUAAUCAGCUGAAAAACUCUGACACGCAAUGCAAAUACGAAGAGUUGGGAAUGUGGUCCUUAGUGUGGAGCAGCCAGAAGGUGUGGGAGCAAGAGUUCGCAGGAGCAUAGGCAGAGAACAGCUAAGAAAUUUAGACCCAUUUCUGUUGUUAGAUGAGUUCAAAGUAAUCAAACCAGGAGGAUUUCCGGACCAUCCACACAGAGGCUUUGAAACCGUUACGUACCUUCUACAAGGAUGUUUAGGCCACAAAGACUUCUGUGGCCACAGUGGAACACUUCAGCCAGGGGAUUUGCAGUGGAUGACAGCGGGCCGGGGGGUGGUCCACGCAGAGAUGCCAGUGUCUGAGGAGCCCCUGCAUGGCAUACAGCUCUGGGUGAACCUGAGGGCAGCAGAGAAGUUGGUGGAGCCGCAGUACCAGGAGUUGAAGAGCUGGGAGAUCCCAAAACCCAGCCGGAGUGGAGUCACAGUGGCUGUCAUUUCUGGGGAAGCUCUGGGAGUGAAGUCGAAAAUCUACACAAGAACUCCAACCAUCUACCUUGAUUUUAAACUGGAGCAAGGAGCAAAGCACAUUCAACCAGUUCCUUUGGGAUGGACCACAAUCAUCUAUACGCUCUCGGGAUCUGUUCAUGUUGGUCCUGAUGAUGAGGAGAAAAUAAUAGAAGCACAUUACACAGUGGUUUGUAAUGAUGGAGACCAUGUAAAAUGUGAAAAUAAGACAUCAGAAGUAUGCCAUUUUGUCCUAAUUGCUGGAGAGCCAAUCAACGAACCAGUUGUUCAACAUGGUCCUUUUGUUAUGAACACAAAGGAUGAGAUCAGCCAAGCAAUCAGUGACUAUCGAUCUGGGACCAAUGGAUUUGAGAGGGCCAAGACAUGGAAAUCCGACAAUCACUAUUCCUAAAUACACAGGAAGUUACUAAUGUAUGGGUAGACUGAUAUUGCUAAUCUAUACAGCCUAUAUUUCCACAAGAAUAAUGGUUGCUGAAACAAAUAGCUGUGAUGUGAAAUAUGAUUAUUGAUCUAACGUGAGUGGCGAACUUUGGGAGUGGUUCGUUGAGCUGCUGUGCUUUUGUUUAUCAGUGUUUUUGUAACUAUUUAUAGUUUUGGUAGCUUGGCAUUUUUCUUUUUUGGUGAAAUCCUUGAUUUCUUGAGAUUUAAUAAAUGGUGGUAAAGCAACCAUUUAUUUUGUUUCCUGUGUGUGUUCACCACAUGGUGCCACAAUGGGAAAUAUAUUGUAAUUUUUAAAAUGUUGAUUUUAACUGUAAAUAAACAACUGAAAUUGUGGAGUCA
Molecule: messenger RNA, 1456 nt
Organism: Conger conger (European conger)
Lineage: Eukaryota; Metazoa; Chordata; Actinopteri; Anguilliformes; Congridae
Gene: pir
Product: pirin
Exons: 10
Coding region: 198-1067 (289 amino acids)
Biological process (GO): monocyte differentiation
Cellular component (GO): nucleus
Molecular function (GO): quercetin 2,3-dioxygenase activity
Source: RefSeq, a predicted model, not a curated record